AUGACCCAGAACAGGAGCUCAGAGGCCGGGUGCCUCUCAGGUGGUGGCCCGUCAAAUGGCACCAGAAGCCAAGCCGAGGUCUCUGUCAUUUCCUCUGUCAUAUCCAUGUCUGUGGGCAUCCUCUCAAACACUCUCGCCCUCUUCAUCCUGGUGAAGGCCUACCAGCGCUUCCGCCUCAAGUCCAAGGCUUGCUUCCUCCUCUUCGCCAGUGGCCUGGUUGUCACGGACUGUCUGGGUCACCUUAUCAACGGCUCCUUGGUGUUUUAUGUCUACAGCUACCGCAAAGACUGGGAGGCCUUCGACCCCAAGCGCAUCCUGUGUGGCAUCUUUGGCACCUCCAUGGUCUUCUUUGGCCUGAGCCCCUUGCUCCUGGGGGGCGUGAUGGCUGUCGAGCGCUACCUUGGGGUGACCCACCCUUUCUUCCACUCGUCAGUCAUCGCCUCAUGCCACAUGAAGACGCUCAUGGGCGCCAUCUGGCUCCUGGCUCUCUUUGUGGCCCUGCUGCCCAUCCUGCUCUGCCGGCCCUACGAGGUGCAGUGCUCGCGCAGCUGGUGCUUCUUCCGGAUGGUAGGUGCACGUGACUGGCUGGACACCGUCUCCCCAGUGCUCUUCUCCCUCCUGGGGCUGCUGUCACUGCUUGUGUCCAUCGUAUGCAACGCCAUGAGCGGGUUCGCCCUCUUGCAGUCAAAGCAACGCAGCCAUCGUGACCGCCACCAUUGUCACCACCGAAAGAGCUCAGCCCACCACUUGGAAAUGAUCUGCCAGCUGUUGGCCAUCAUGAUUGUGUCCUGCGUGUGCUGGGGCCCCUUUCUGGUCAAUGUCAUUGUCUUGAACAUCAAUGAUGAGGACCAGCGCGCCUACACCCGCAUGCUUCUUACAGUGCGCAUGGCUACAUGGAACCAAAUCCUGGACCCUUGGGUUUACAUUCUCUUGCGCAAGGCCGUCCUGAGGAAGCUGUUCCUGGUCACCCACCGAUGCUGCGGCUCACGUUCUCAGCGGCUGUAUACCUGGAGGUGUGGAACCCUGACGAGGUCAGUCGAGGUCAGCACAUCUGUCAUCAGCAGACCGGAAUGUUGUAGUCCAGAUGGGGGCGCUAUACCUGAGAGCAACGCACAGUUUGUUGUCCAGCCAGGAAACAGGACAUGA
Messenger RNA from Alosa alosa (allis shad), 1146 nucleotides. It is a transcript of the gene ptgfr, whose product is annotated as prostaglandin F receptor (FP). The transcript has 2 exons. Gene Ontology annotation, biological process: inflammatory response; positive regulation of cytosolic calcium ion concentration; adenylate cyclase-activating G protein-coupled receptor signaling pathway. Bases 1 to 1146 code for a protein of 381 amino acids. The record is from RefSeq and is a predicted model, not a curated record. Lineage: Eukaryota; Metazoa; Chordata; Actinopteri; Clupeiformes; Clupeidae. Gene Ontology annotation, molecular function: prostaglandin F receptor activity. Gene Ontology annotation, cellular component: plasma membrane.